AUGAGCGGAUUGGAAGCGCUCCUUCCCCAGGCAGGUAAAGACGCGCACGCGGUGUUGGAGGAAGAUCAGCAGCGCCCUGUUGAGUUGCAGACCUAUGCCAUCGCACAUGCGGCUGUACGCGCCGUAGGAUGGGCCACGUGUCUCCCGUCGCUAACAGCAGUAGCGACGCGUGCUGUGCAUAUCCUCCAGACGCUUGACACGUCGUUCCUGAUGCAAGUGCUCGUUCGCGAGCCGGUCGAUGAGGAACAGCAGCUGCGCCUGGACGCGUUUUCGGAGCGGGGCGUGGACUGGCCGCCCGAAUUCAACUACACCCUCUCCCCAGCAGCAAUUGAGGCAAUUGAGGCAAUAGAGGACCUCACCCACCAUCGGCCGCGGUUUGCACCGGAUAUGGGCAGCAGCGCGGCGCUGGCACUCGCAGCGCUCGGUGGCAGAUGCGCUGUUGACGGAGUGAAGGCAGGGGACGACGGCACCACACCACUGGCGCCCGUCAUCAUCAGUCGUACAGCCCAUCUCCUCAACGCCCACAUGUACGCCGAGUUCUUCCUGCGCCACGACGGAUACCAGGUACGUGCGUGCGGCGUGCAGCUGCUGCGAACAACACUGCGGAAGCAAACGCCGCACUCCCUCUCCCUCGACAUCAUGGAACGGCUCAUGCCAAAGACAACGGCGGAGAGCGGCGUGUCGGCGCUGCAGCGACUGGUUGAACACACGGCCACGUCGCCAACCAAACAAGCACGCGAUGAGUGCACAGCGACAAUACACAUGUACAUCCAGGCGUUUGCGGCAGAACCGCGCCACUGCCUGCUGUCCAUGCUGCUCGACUCGUGUCCGUUUGACCCCAUGUACCAGCUCCUGGUCAUGCUCCUCAAGUCGGAAGUUCUGUCCGCUCUUGGCGAUGAUGCAACGGACGACCAGCGCCGAUUCUUCACGGGCGGCGCUCUCUGGAGUCUGGUGUAUCUGCUCAUCAAGUCAUUUGACGCGGAGCGAACGGCCGUCAUUGCAGACAACUUCACGAAGUUGUCUGCCACACUGAAUCUGCUGUUGUUCAUGCUCAUGUACGGACCAACACAUGCCAUGGACCGUGUUGUCGCCGACGACGCCACAGGGGUGUGGCGGCACGGGGUGGUGGGCGAGCUCCAGUCGCUGUUUCUCGAUCCUUUACAGCGGCGCAUUGAAAAGACAGAGGCGGAGCUGCACGCGCGCAUCCACGACAUCAGGAAGGAGAGUGAUGGCGCCUCAGAGGGGAAUGCGCACGAGCACCAAACGUCGCCGUCCCUGCCAUCAACGCAGACACUCGACCUCAUGCAAUUUGCCACUCUGCAGGAUCCGCGGGAGCGACGACGACUGGAGCAGCAGGCGGCGUCACGCGAGCUGGGGCAAGUUGGUGUGCUCUCCUUCUUGCUGCAGAGAGUCAACACCGUCAUCAACCAGGGGCAGGCGCACCUGUAACUGUUUGCAGAUGUGCAGAUGUGCAGAUGUGCAUAAGCAAGUUAGCAGUACAUGCAUAAAUGAAGCAGUGUUGAUGUUGGGACAACAAACAAUUAAAGCGAACAAGGAGCGGGG
This is a messenger RNA of Salpingoeca rosetta, 1563 nucleotides long. RefSeq lists its product as uncharacterized. NCBI's taxonomy places the organism in Eukaryota, Choanoflagellata, Craspedida, Salpingoecidae. Gene Ontology annotation, cellular component: cytoplasm. The coding region runs from base 1 to 1449 and encodes 482 amino acids. Gene Ontology annotation, molecular function: ubiquitin-protein transferase inhibitor activity. The transcript is spliced from 11 exons. The record is from RefSeq and is a predicted model, not a curated record.